Molecule: messenger RNA, 1665 nt
Organism: Cyclopterus lumpus (lumpfish)
Lineage: Eukaryota; Metazoa; Chordata; Actinopteri; Perciformes; Cyclopteridae
Gene: kcnn1a
Product: potassium intermediate/small conductance calcium-activated channel, subfamily N, member 1a
Exons: 8
Coding region: 4-1665 (553 amino acids)
Biological process (GO): potassium ion transmembrane transport
Cellular component (GO): neuron projection; neuronal cell body; plasma membrane
Molecular function (GO): calmodulin binding; small conductance calcium-activated potassium channel activity
Source: RefSeq, a predicted model, not a curated record
GCCAUGAACACCUGCAAGUACAAUGGCGGAGUGGUGAGACCACUAGUGGGCAGCCUGGCGUCCUCGUCGCGCCGCAACCUCGCGGAGCUCGACUCAGAGACCCAGCCCUUGCAGACACUGCACAGCUCCGGACUGGAGGUGGUGGUGUCCAAGGGCAACGGCGGCGAAGACCCCAGUAAGGCAUCCAAUGAGAGCUUGGUCAGGGAGGGCAGCGGACGUAGUGGGGGCAGGGCGCCGCAGAAGAAGAACAGGGACAUUGGCUACAGGCUCGGCCACCGGAGAGCGCUGUUUGAGAAGCGGAAGCGACUCAGCGACUACGCACUCAUCUUUGGGAUGUUUGGGAUUGUUGUCAUGGUGACAGAGACGGAACUGUCAUGGGGGGUUUACACUAAGGAAUCUUCAUACUCAUUUGCACUGAAAUGCCUUAUCAGCCUUUCCACUGUUAUAUUGCUUGGUCUUAUAAUAAUGUACCAUGCCCGGGAAAUCCAGCUGUUUAUGGUCGACAAUGGUGCGGACGAUUGGAGGAUAGCCAUGACGUAUGAGCGGAUAUUCUUCAUCGUGCUGGAGCUGCUGGUGUGUGCCAUCCAUCCCAUCCCGGGCCAGUACGUCUUCACCUGGACGGCGCGGCUGGCCUUUACCUACACGCCGUCGGUGGCCGAUGCUGACGUGGACAUCAUCCUUUCCAUCCCCAUGUUCCUGAGACUCUACCUGAUAGGCAGGGUCAUGUUACUCCACAGCAAGCUGUUCACAGACGCUUCAUCUCGCAGCAUUGGCGCCCUCAACAAGAUCAACUUCAACACACGCUUUGUCAUGAAGACCCUCAUGACCAUCUGUCCAGGAACUGUUCUGCUGGUGUUCAGUAUAUCCUCCUGGAUCAUUGCUGCAUGGACUGUGCGCGUCUGUGAGAGGUAUCACGACAAACAAGAAGUGACCAGUAACUUCCUGGGAGCCAUGUGGCUCAUCUCGAUCACCUUCCUCUCCAUUGGGUAUGGGGACAUGGUACCACACACGUACUGUGGGAAAGGCGUGUGUCUGCUUACAGGGAUUAUGGGAGCUGGUUGCACUGCACUGGUGGUUGCAGUUGUAGCCAGGAAGCUGGAGCUGACCAAGGCUGAGAAACAUGUCCACAACUUCAUGAUGGACACGCAACUCUGCAAACGAGUAAAGAACACAGCUGCCAAUGUACUCAGGGAAACAUGGCUCAUCUACAAACACACUAAGUUGGUCAAGAAGAUAGAUCACGCCAAGGUGCGGAAACACCAGCGCAAGUUUCUUCAAGCCAUUCACCAACUGCGCAGUGUGAAGAUGGAGCAGAGGAAACUCAAUGAUCAGGCCAACACCUUGGUGGACCUGGCGAAGACCCAGAAUGUGAUGUAUGACCUGGUGUCAGAGCUGCAGGAGCGCAGUGAGGAGCUGGACAAGCGCAUCGGCACAUUGGAGGACAAGCUGGACUCGGUGACGGGCAGCCUGCAGGCGCUGCCCUGCCUCAUCUCCCAAGCCAUAACCCAGCAGCAGCAGGAAUUCCUGGACGGCUUUGUUCACCGCUUUCGGCCUGCCUCACUAGCCUCAGAGCGCUCUGAACGCUCUGAGCGAUCCUGGACUUCCACCGCCCGCAGGCGGCGCUCUCCCUCAACAGCACCACACACCUCCUCUGAUAGCGGAUAA